This is a messenger RNA of Pelodiscus sinensis (Chinese soft-shelled turtle), 1035 nucleotides long. RefSeq names its product olfactory receptor 52D1-like. The record is from RefSeq and is a predicted model, not a curated record. Lineage: Eukaryota; Metazoa; Chordata; Testudines; Trionychidae. Gene Ontology annotation, molecular function: olfactory receptor activity; G protein-coupled receptor activity. Gene Ontology annotation, cellular component: plasma membrane. Gene Ontology annotation, biological process: G protein-coupled receptor signaling pathway.
GUGAUCUGCUUUUUUGAAAGAGCGUCCACACUGAAUGGACACCAUCUCACAUGCACCUUCAGCACUUCUGAGACUCAUUGAUGCAUCAGCGACUACAUGGCAGAUUUCAAUCUCACCCCAUCUGACACGUCGACAUUUUUCCUGGUGGGCAUCCCUGGCCUAGAAUUUGCCCACCUCUGGAUUUCCAUCCCUUUUGCUACAUGCUACAUUGUUGGCCUGUUUGCAAAUUCCAGCAUUCUGUUCGUUGUAAGGAAAGAGCAGACCCUGCACAAGCCAAUGUAUCUGCUCAUCUGCAUGCUGGCGCUCACCGACAUCGGCAUGUCCACCUCUGUCAUGCCAAAGACACUGUCAAUCUUUUGGUUCAAUCUGAAUGGCAUUACGUUGGAUGGCUGCCUUGCCCAGAUGUUCUUUUUUCAAGCGAUUUCUAUUGUGCACUCAGCCAUCCUGGUGACCAUGGCCUUCGAUCGCUACGUGGCCAUAUGUAACCCUCUGAGAUACCCCACCAUCCUCACCAACGCACGAACCGCUAAGCUAGGGCUAGUGGGAGUGUUCAGAGCUAUUCUCUUCUUUCUUCCUCUGCCCCUACUCCUGAGGAGGCUGCCUUUCUGUGACAACCGCAUUAUCCACCACACGUUCUGUGACCACAUGGCUGUGGCAAAGUUGUCAUGUGGGGACAUCACAAUAAACAGAAUUUACGGCAUGGUGCUGGCCCUUUUCAUCAUUGGGUGUGAUCUGAUGCUCAUUGGUCUGUCCUAUGGUUUGAUCAUCAGGGCCCUCUUCCGAAUCUCCUCCAAGAAAGCUCACCAGAAAGCCCUCAAUACCUGCACCGCCCACAUCCUCGUUAUAUUGAUGUCUUAUCCUCCUGGCCUCUUUGCCUCUCUGUCAUACCGAUUCAGCCAGGGCGUCGCUCCCCAUGUUCACAUCAUUUUCUCAAACAUCUACUUUGUCACCCCCCCCAUGUUCAACCCCAUUGUUUAUGGAGUGAAUACCAAGGAGCUUCGUGAGAAACUGGUCAAAUAUAUCUGCAGAAUGUGA